Acipenser ruthenus (sterlet) is the source of this 3383-nucleotide messenger RNA. RefSeq names its product E3 ubiquitin-protein ligase rnf168-like. Gene Ontology annotation, cellular component: site of double-strand break; nucleus. The coding region runs from base 361 to 2199 and encodes 612 amino acids. Gene Ontology annotation, molecular function: nucleic acid binding; ubiquitin-protein transferase activity; metal ion binding. The transcript is spliced from 7 exons. NCBI's taxonomy places the organism in Eukaryota, Metazoa, Chordata, Actinopteri, Acipenseriformes, Acipenseridae. Gene Ontology annotation, biological process: double-strand break repair; protein ubiquitination. The record is from RefSeq and is a predicted model, not a curated record.
GGGGCGUGUUCACUUUGUCAAGACUCAUACAUAAGGCAGCACGGAAAGUCGAUGCAAUUUGAAGUUCUUUAUGGUGGGGGGUGCACUUCAUAUAGUAUUUUAUAUUUUAUUCAUUAAUUUUUGUUAAAAAAAAAAAAUCGUAAUGAAAAAUUGCACGCAGUACUAAACGAUAGAAUUCAGACUCCAACACAGUUCAGUGCUUUGUUUAUCUUUCUACCACUUAAUACCUAUGCUUCAAACAUAUUGACCACAACGGAAACAGAAAACCUAAAAUUGGAGUUGCCUAACGUGCUUUGAUUCUUCCAGUUUUGUUAAGAUAGUGAAAGAUUGAAACACUUGUGCUGGUGCAUUUAAAGCGCAAUGCCAAUUGCAGACUUUUUGAAUCAUUUAUGGAGGAAACAAACUAAUAGCAAUAUUUUGCCAAGGAGUGAGAUGCCGCAAGUGUCACUGGACGAGUUGUCUCAAGCUGACUGCAUUUGUCCGAUCUGCUUGGAGAUUUUCCUGGAGCCGGUUACACUGCCCUGCGAUCACACCUUCUGUAAGCUCUGCUUCCAGCAGACUGUUGACAAGUCCAACCUGUGCUGCCCUCUCUGCCGGAAGAGGGUCUCCACCUGGGCUCGGCUGCACGCCCGCAACAAGACCCUGGUGAACGAGGAGCUGUGGGGGAGGGUGCAGAAAGCCUUCCCUGUUCACUGCCAACGUAGGCUCAGCGGACAGGACCUGGAUGACGCCACCUUGAAUGCACUGAUUCCUCAGCCUCAACUGUGUAAACCAGGAGAGCUCCGACAGGAAUAUGAGGACCAGAAAAGCAAGUCCCCAGACUUGAAUCCCAUCGAGAUGUUGUGGAUGGACUUGAAGGCUGCUGUUGCAAAAAGGAAACCAAAGUCGAUUGCAGAACUGAGAGCUCUGGAAGCAGAAAAACGUGUGUUGGAAGAAGAAGAAAGGCGAGUGAGUGAAGAGUAUAUUCAACAGCUCCUAGCUGAGGCUGAGGAUGAGGAGAGAAGAGCUGAGGAGGGCAGGAGGGCAGUAGAGCUGCAGCUGGAAAAUGAUGCAAGAUUGGCCCAGAUGCUCAGUGAAGAACUAAAUGCAAACCAAUUUUCAGAAACCCAGGGGCCCUCUACAGAAAUAUCAAGACAGAACUCUUCAGGAAAGAAGAAGAAGAAGAAAACAAGUUUAGGGAACAUUGAGAAAUACUUAUCUCCUGUCUCAAACCGUAUGCCAAGCUCUUUGAUACAUUCUGAAACUAGCAGGUGUACAAGCCUUUCUGCUAACAAGGAAGAUAUCUCAGCUGCUUUUGGUGGGGCUAUUUUGAUAGGAGAUGGAAUACAAACUUUAAGUCCCCAAGAAGCUGCAAGUUUCUCCGAACUACCUGCAGAGUUACCUUUGCCAAAGUUAUCUUUUCAUGGCGAGAGUUAUCACCACGAUGAUAGUUCAGACAUUGUCAGCUUUGCAGAUGAUGCACAGUUUGGAGAGACAGACGAGAAAUUAGACAUUUUAGGUAAUGCCACUAAGGCGGCAAAAAAAAUAAAUGCAAGUACCAGUGACAAAGACUGGUGUGUCCUUGUGCCUACAAGCACAGAUGAAAGUGAAAACUGUGGUGUGCACCUGAGAGACAGAAGCAGCCAUCCAAACUGCAGAUCAGGCAGAACAGGUGAUGAAGAUCCCUGCAAGAGGAAGAAUCCAAGUAAGUCUGACUCUGAGAGCAAUUUCAAAAGCAAGAGACUGAAAGUGUUACCAGCAGAGGGCGAUCCUCCCGAAGGAGCAGAGGUCUCUGUGGAUGCGACACACGUGCAGCAGCUCAUAGAGUUGGAGAAUGAGCUUUUCAAGAAACUGGAGCAAGAGAAAAGAGACAGACUUUUGGCCUUGCAGUUGCAGAGGCAGCUGAACAAGGAGAUGAAAGAAGUGAACAGAAAAAAAAACUCCCCAGAUGGGUACCAGCUCCGCACUAAGCUGCCUGAAGAGAGAGCGUCGUGCAGUGGACAGAGGAAUUGGUCACGGUCCUGCACUACUGUGAGAGGUGAGAUGGAGACAACAUUGCCUGCAAAUAGACCCAGUGGGAGCAUGCUGACUACUGCUCUGACCCCAACAGAAGCUGGCAGUCAGAAGGGUACGAGCAGCAGUUCUGGGUCACCCGCAGAACGGCAGAUAUAUGGCAAACAGAUGACCAUAACAAAGAUGUUCCAAAACCAUGUAAACUAAAGGUUUCCCAGAGAAAACAGUCCUUUACAGCGUUAACACAUCACAGAGAGAUAUCUUACUUUACUAAUUUGACCCAACAGCCGGACUACAGGUUUUUAUAAAGUCUGAUACUUAGCUGUUUUUUUCCCAGCAUUUUUGUUCUGCUAAAUUACCUCCAUAUGAUAUCCAUGCUUAACAUUUGGUAGCCAACAAAGCCACAAUGUUAACAUCACGAUGAAAUGAUGGGGUACAAAUGUUUAACAGCAGAUUGUAAACCUGGUCAAUAAAACCAGAAAUAACAAUAAAUAGAGAUGAUACUCUUAUUAAAUGUGGAGCAAAUGUAAAAAUAUAUAUGUAGAAAAGAUGUGUACAGCUAUGACCAAAUGUUUUGCAAGAAGCAAAAUGUGUUAAUUAUAUAGAGUGAUGUAAAAUCUUUGGCCAAAGCUGCAUUUAACUACUAUGUGCUUUGGUCAAAGCUCAUUUAAACUAAACAUUUAAGAAAGAUACAAACGUGGUGCAUUCAGCAUUCUCUCGACACACUUUACAAUUAGGUAACUAAAGGCACAGCAUUUCAAUUAUAACAUGAUCCAUGUAUAAUCAUUUUACUGUUAUAAAUCUAUAGGACCAUACCAUAAAACAGGACAUCAAAGGAGGGGUUCCACAAUCAAAUCCUAUAAUUUUAUUAAUAAUAUUAGAACAUAAGAAGAAGAACAUAAGAAUAUUACAUUCUGUGGCAGAUACAAGAUCUUUAGAAUUGUAAGUGCUUCUAUAAAACUUUGAGAGUACAUUUGAAGGAAUGUUAUAAGGGCUCCACAGAGUUGUACACAUACAGAUUCUGAUUAAACUGCCUUGCUAUGAAACUAAAUAUGUUUUAAUUCUGUGGAGCAGACCCUGUCUAUCUAUAACUUUUAAACACAAGUUUACUCUUAAACAACUGCCCUUUUUAUCUACAGUAAGAGUUUAUUACUGAAAACCUUAACAAAAACUUUGACAUUUAAAAUGUCAUCCAUAACUAUUAAACACUCAAUGGUGGUAUAUUGAGAAAUACUAAAAGAGGCAUUUGUCAUUGAAGUUUAAAAUCAGCAGGAACACGUUGGUAAUAAAAUGUACAUUGUUGUUACUUUUGUAAAAGUUCUCAAUACUUGUUUUGGGUUGGUCUGAAAAAAAAAAAAACAUUUGCUUCAAUGCAAAGUUUGCACCACUUU